Molecule: messenger RNA, 252 nt
Organism: Acanthoscelides obtectus
Lineage: Eukaryota; Metazoa; Arthropoda; Insecta; Coleoptera; Chrysomelidae
Source: the annotation of a GenBank genome assembly
AUGUCAUAUGAAGCUCCUCUCCGAACUAUAUUCGAGAAUUCGGCAGAACAUCUAUGCUAUGCAUUGUCUCGCGCCGUUCUCAAGGCAACCGGGCUGCCGCUGCCGCGAAAAGGGGGCUUGCCCGCCACCGGCGUUGCACAUCCAGACGACGGCGUCUGCCGCCUCAACGCUCUACGCGCCACGCUCAGCCUAUCAGUCUGGCCGCCGCCUCCAGUUCGCACUAUCGGUCGCGAAUCGCGCGCGUGCGACUGA